AUGGGCGGAGCAGUUGGAUGGCCAAGUAAUUUAUCAGGAGUAGGAAUCUGAGUUGUGGGCUCCUCUGACUAAUAUUAUAUUAUUGCACUCUCUCUCUCCUCCAUUGACUAAGAAAAAGAAUCCGAUGGCUGUCUCCGUCCGUCUCUCUCUCCCCUCUUUUUCUCUCUCUAACCCCCUUCUUGGUUUGGAAAAAGAAUCGGAUUUGUGAGGUACUUGGGCGACGAAUCCGAGUUGCUCUCUGAGAUCCCAAGUGCCUCCUCAACGUUACUGAUGACGAGGGAAAAGGGGGAUGCGCCUUUGUAUCCGCGAAGGAAGGACACGUGUCAAUAAAUUAUUGCUGUGUCCUUUUCAUGUGGAAUCUACCACGCAUAUUAUCAAUGGAUUUUCUCGCUGGGCCCAGGAGGAUCUUGAGCUAGAUCCAGGAUGAUGGCCCAUUUCCGGCCUACUGGGCCUUCCGAAGUUGGGGAAAUUCAUCGGGGGGCGAGUCUCUCCUACCCAUCAUAUUCGCACGUGUUGGCAUGCGUAAAGAAGGCCGACUGUCUCUUUCUUUGCACCGCUGUGAUCGUCCUUCGUUCCAAGGUUAUCGAUGGGUGGGGGUGGGCUAAUUCGGGGUGCUCGAGGAGGACCUGCGUCGGAGAAGAGGCGAGCAGCGACGAUCAAGCUCCGCCGCAGAAGCCCAAUACCUGCCCCUGUUCCGUCGCCGGAAACGUGGGCGGUCCUAUUUAACAGAGGAGGGCCACCGCCGCCGGAGUCCCUCUCCGGCAUCACCGAGGAGGAAGGGUAGCUCCCCCACCACCACCGCUGCCCGGAAAGCUCCUCUCACAGAUGGGUGCCGCCGCGCGGGUUCCUCCUCUCCAGCUGGCCCUCCUGGCCGUGGCCGCCGCCGCGGCGCUCCUCCUCGCCUGCCCAGCGGAGGCCGGAAGAGCCCGGCACCACCUGCACCUACCGCGUGCCAACCAUCGCCACCACGGCGCCGGCGGCGCCGCCCGCCUGUGCAGCCGUACGGACUACCCCACGCUGUGCAUGGCGGUAGGGAAGAGGCUGGGGGGCAGCGUGCCGAGUGCUGACGCCCUCGUGCGGGCGACCAUCCAGGUAGCCAUGCAGAAGACGCACGAGGCGAAGGCCACGGCGGCGCGGCUCGGCGCCGCCCCCUCGCGCGACCGCUACGCCAAGGGCAACGUCGAAACGUGCCGGCGGUCGUACGACAGCGCGCUGGCCGACCUGCAGACGUCGCUGAGGGCGCUGAGGAGCAGGUCCCUCGCCGACCUCCGGAUCAAUCUCUCCGCCGUGAUCACCGACGUCGGGACCUGCGACGACGGCUUCAUGGAGAGCGCCGCCGGGAGAAGGUCCCCCUUCGCCGGUGUCAACGGGGCCAUCCACAAGUUCGCGAGCAACGGGCUGGCGCUGUCCGAGACGAUGAGGGGGCGCCACUGA
Molecule: messenger RNA, 1434 nt
Organism: Spirodela intermedia
Lineage: Eukaryota; Viridiplantae; Streptophyta; Magnoliopsida; Alismatales; Araceae
Source: the annotation of a GenBank genome assembly